CCCGUUAGAGCAACACACACCGGCUGUUAGAGCAACACACACCGGCUGUUAGAGCAACACACACCGGCCCGUUAGAGCAACACACACCGGUCCUGUCUUGUGGGGAUGGAGUUGGGUCGAGGGUUCCUUCUGGACUAGAAGGUCCCCAUUCAAUCCAACCUGCUUCCACGAUGGCCUUCAGAAGGGCCCUGGACCUCCUUCCUAAAGGACGUCUGUGGGUUUCUCACUUUCAAAAAUCACCCAACGUCAUUGGGCCAAAUGUCACACUUCUCGACUGGACCACCAGGACCACCAGGACCACCAGGACCACCAGGACCACCAGAGCCCUCCACAUCGCCGCCGGGCCUCUGGCGGGGGCCAGGUUGCUGUCGGUGGACGAGCUUUUUGCCAAGAGGUCUCUGCAGGAGCACCUGGAGAAGCUGGAGACGGAGUACAGCGAGCGCUUGAGGGCGGCCAGCAGCGAGGACGACGAGCCGAGGGCCAAGAGGGCCAACGUGGCCCUGCUGGCCCCGCUGGUCCACAGCAUCAGGGAGCUGGACUCCAAGCAGAGAGAGAAGGCCGAGACCGAGGCGCUGCUGAGAGACGAAGACCCGGCUCUGAGAGAACUGGCGGAGCUGGAAUACGAAGGAUGUCUGCGAGAUAUUCAAGAUCUCAGACAAAAGAUCCUGGACCUGCUGCUCCCGGAGGAGGAGGACGAUCUGAGUGACCUGGUCCUGGAGGUGACGGCCGGGGUCGGGGGUCAGGAGGCCAUGCUGUUCACCGACGAGGUGUUCGACAUGUACCAGGGCUACGCUCGGCACCACGGCUGGUCCUUCGACAUCCUGGAGCACGUGGCCAGCGACAUAGGUCAGAGCUACAAGAGGAUGAAGUUUGAGGCCGGAGUCCAUCGGGUUCAGAGGGUCCCCCGGACCGAGAAACAGGGCAGGAUGCACACCAGCACCAUGACGGUGGCAGUGCUGCCCCAACCCACUGAGAUCUCUCUCACGAUAAACUCCAAGGACCUGAGGAUAGAAACCAAGCGAGCGAGUGGAGCCGGAGGGCAACACGUCAACACCACGGACAGCGCAGUCCGGAUCGUCCACCUGCCCACAGGUGUGGUCGCAGAGUGCCAGCAGGAACGCUCCCAGAUAAAGAACAAGGAGAAAGCCAUGAAGGCUCUGAGGGCCAAACUGUACAGCAGGAAGCUGGAGGAGGUGACGAGCAGACGCUACAACCAGCGCAAAGUACAGAUUGGUACCAAAGGCCGAUCAGAGAAGAUCCGGACCUACAACCUGUCCCAGGACCGCAUCACGGACCACCGCAUCGGGCUGACGCUGCACGACACCCGGAGCUUCCUGCUGGGAGAGGAGCUGCUGGACCAGAUGAACUCCUCGCUGCAGGAGUUCUCCGACCAGGAGGCGCUGGAGGAGCUGCUGGGAGAAACCCAGCGGGACGGCACGUGAGACUUCCUGUUGACCUCGUUCAGGACCGGAGGAGGAGGAGGAGCACCGUGAAGACGGCUCUUCACCACGGGAACCCCAGCUGCUACCUGCGCUCUCUUCAGAGACACCAGACUCCGCCCACAAGCAGGGGGGUGACCUCAUAACUCAAUAAAUACUAUUAAUGUGAGUG
Molecule: messenger RNA, 1611 nt
Organism: Cyclopterus lumpus (lumpfish)
Lineage: Eukaryota; Metazoa; Chordata; Actinopteri; Perciformes; Cyclopteridae
Gene: mtrf1l
Product: mitochondrial translational release factor 1-like
Exons: 8
Coding region: 171-1442 (423 amino acids)
Biological process (GO): translational termination
Molecular function (GO): translation release factor activity
Source: RefSeq, a predicted model, not a curated record